AGGGUCUAGUACUUUCUCCCGCUUUCAUUAGGAAACGUCCAGAACCGUUCCGAUUCAUCUUCUCGCCUCAACAAAUACUCAUUUCUCUUCCCUCCUCUCACCGAUUCACUUUGUUCGAAAACAGAAACCAAGUUCUAAGCUAAACGCUUCCCAAAACCAUCCUUCGUUUUUCUCUUUUCUAAUUCCAAACAUAACCAGACACUGUAUACGCAAACGCGACUGUGAAUAUCUUCUUAGCUCAAACACAAACACAAAAACACCUGCGUUCCGAAUUUCCGAUCAAGGUUGUUAUAGAUGAAUCCUGAGAAGUUCACACACAAGACUAAUGAGGCUCUUGCCAGCGCCCAUGAGCUGGCAAUGAAUGCUGGCCAUGCACAAUUCACUCCCCUCCACAUUGCCGCAGCACUGAUCUCCGAUCCCACUGGAAUCUUCUUCCAAGCAAUUUCUAGUGCCGGUGGCGAAGAAUCGGCGCACGCUGCCGAGAGGGUAUUCAACCAGGCAUUGAAGAAGCUACCGUGCCAGUCACCACCUCCUGAUGAGAUUCCUGGAAGCACCAGCCUCAUCAAAGCAAUAAGGAGGGCACAGGCACUUCAGAAAUCAAGGGGUGAUACUCAUUUGGCAGUUGAUCACUUGAUACUUGGGAUUCUUGAAGAUUCCCAAAUUGGGGAUUUGUUGAAAGAAGCUGGCGUUGCCACUGCUAGGAUUAAAUCUGAAGUGGAGAAGCUUAGAGGGAAGGAAGGGAGGAAAGUUGAGAGUGCCUCAGGGGACACAACAUUUCAGGCACUGAAAACUUAUGGUAGGGAUCUUGUUGAGCAAGCUGGGAAGCUUGAUCCUGUCAUUGGCCGUGACGAGGAGAUAAGAAGGGUUGUGAGGAUUUUAUCCCGGAGGACGAAGAACAACCCGGUUCUCAUUGGUGAGCCUGGAGUUGGGAAAACUGCUGUGGUGGAAGGAUUGGCUCAGAGGAUAGUGAGGGGUGAUGUUCCUAGCAAUCUUGCUGAUGUCAGGCUUAUUGCAUUGGAUAUGGGGGCGUUGGUUGCCGGUGCAAAGUAUAGGGGAGAAUUUGAGGAGAGAUUGAAGGCUGUUUUGAAAGAAGUGGAGGAGGCUCAGGGGAAGGUUAUUCUCUUCAUUGAUGAGAUUCAUCUUGUUCUUGGGGCUGGUAGAACUGAAGGGUCAAUGGAUGCUGCAAACCUCUUCAAACCAAUGCUUGCUCGUGGCCAGCUAAGGUGCAUUGGUGCCACCACUCUUGAGGAGUACAGGAAGUAUGUGGAGAAGGAUGCAGCAUUCGAAAGAAGAUUCCAGCAAGUCUAUGUGGCUGAACCCAGCGUGCCAGACACUAUUAGCAUUCUUCGUGGCCUAAAAGAGCGAUACGAAGGUCAUCAUGGUGUUAGGAUUCAGGAUCGUGCGCUGGUUGUGGCAGCUCAAUUGUCUAGUAGAUACAUCACGGGGCGUCAUCUUCCUGAUAAGGCUAUUGAUUUGGUUGACGAGGCUUGCGCAAAUGUGAGAGUUCAACUUGAUAGCCAACCUGAGGAAAUUGAUAACCUUGAAAGGAAGAGAAUGCAGCUCGAAGUUGAACUUCAUGCCCUUGAGAAAGAGAAGGACAAAGCUAGCAAAGCUCGUCUUGUUGAAGUGAGAAAAGAACUUGAUGACUUAAGAGACAAGCUCCAACCUUUGAUGAUGAAGUACAGAAAAGAGAAGGAGAGGGUGGAUGAGAUUAGAAGGCUCAAGCAGAAGCGUGAGGAGCUCCUUUAUGCUCUCCAAGAGGCUGAGAGAAGAUAUGACCUAGCACGAGCUGCAGACCUUCGAUAUGGCGCAAUUCAAGAAGUGGAAACUGCGAUUCAACAGCUUGAAGGGAACACUGAGGAGAACAUAAUGUUAACGGAAACUGUUGGACCAGACCAGAUAGCUGAGGUUGUGAGCCGCUGGACUGGCAUACCAGUGACGAGGCUCGGCCAGAAUGAGAAAGAGAGGCUGAUUGGCCUUGCUGAGAGGCUGCACACUAGAGUUGUGGGACAAGAUCAAGCAGUUAAUGCGGUUGCUGAGGCUGUAUUGAGAUCAAGAGCUGGACUUGGGAGACCUCAACAACCAACUGGCUCAUUCCUGUUCUUGGGUCCAACAGGUGUAGGUAAAACGGAGCUUGCAAAGGCUCUUGCUGAACAGCUCUUUGAUGAUGAGAAUCAGCUGGUCCGAAUCGACAUGUCUGAGUACAUGGAGCAGCACUCAGUUUCGCGGUUGAUUGGUGCACCACCAGGGUAUGUUGGACAUGAGGAAGGAGGUCAGUUGACCGAAGCUGUGCGGCGACGACCAUAUAGCGUUGUACUCUUUGAUGAGGUUGAGAAGGCACAUACAUCUGUGUUCAACACUCUCCUUCAGGUUCUAGAUGAUGGAAGGUUAACUGACGGCCAGGGCCGCACCGUGGACUUCAGAAACACCGUCAUCAUCAUGACUUCAAACCUCGGUGCAGAACAUCUCCUAAGUGGGCUUUCAGGAAAAUGUACCAUGCAAGUUGCUCGUGAUAGAGUAAUGCAGGAGGUAAGGAAGCACUUCAGGCCAGAAUUGUUGAACAGACUUGAUGAGAUUGUGGUGUUCGAUCCACUCUCACAUGAUCAACUGAGGAAGGUUGCAAGGCUUCAAAUGAAGGAUGUUGCUCUUCGUCUUGCUGAGAGGGGAAUAGCCUUGGCAGUUACAGAUGCAGCACUCGACUACAUACUUGCCGAGAGCUAUGAUCCGGUGUAUGGUGCAAGACCAAUAAGGAGGUGGCUUGAGAGGAAGGUGGUGACAGAGUUGUCAAGAAUGCUUGUGAGGGAAGAAAUUGAUGAGAACUCAACAGUUUAUAUAGAUGCUGGUACCAACGGCAACGACUUAGCCUACCGUGUGGAGAAGAAUGGAGGCGUUGUUAACCCCACAACUGGCCAGAGGUCAGAUAUUCUAAUUCAGAUACCCAAUAGACCAGCUUCUGAUGCUGCUGCUCAGACCGUGAAGAAGAUGAAGAUUGAGGAGGUUGAUGAUGAGGAUGAAAUGGAAGAGUGAAAAGUGUAUGACAAUAUUGUAGAGAGUAUAUACUAUAUAGGUCACUUUUUUGGACAACUACAAGUUUAAGGUUGUAUAAGACUUCGAAAUUCCUUUGUUUUUGUUAAAUACUUGUCUUUGUCUGAAUGGAAUAAGGAAUAUUCAAUUCCUUUUGUAAUAACGGUUGUUGGCUAUAAUUCUACUUAACCUUUUAACA
Messenger RNA from Arachis stenosperma, 3223 nucleotides. Its product is annotated as chaperone protein ClpB1. The transcript has 7 exons. Lineage: Eukaryota; Viridiplantae; Streptophyta; Magnoliopsida; Fabales; Fabaceae. Gene Ontology annotation, cellular component: cytoplasm. The record is from RefSeq and is a predicted model, not a curated record. Gene Ontology annotation, biological process: cellular response to heat. Gene Ontology annotation, molecular function: ATP binding; ATP hydrolysis activity. The coding region runs from base 295 to 3027 and encodes 910 amino acids.